Messenger RNA from Apiotrichum porosum, 1167 nucleotides. RefSeq lists its product as uncharacterized. The transcript has a single exon. Bases 1 to 1167 code for a protein of 388 amino acids. Gene Ontology annotation, cellular component: small-subunit processome; nucleolus. The record is from RefSeq and is a predicted model, not a curated record. Gene Ontology annotation, biological process: maturation of SSU-rRNA from tricistronic rRNA transcript (SSU-rRNA, 5.8S rRNA, LSU-rRNA). NCBI's taxonomy places the organism in Eukaryota, Fungi, Basidiomycota, Tremellomycetes, Trichosporonales, Trichosporonaceae.
AUGAGCGACGACGAGGCUGCCCCCAGCAGCGCCGACAUCCUCAAGCUGCUGGACACGCUCCAGGUGGCUGUUGAGGCCACUGCGUCCAGCGCCGCGCCCCUCCUCGCCAAGGCCAAGGCUGGUGACGAGAGCCUCGACCUGUCUGGCGGCCUCUCCCUCCUCCUGGUGCGCCCACACAUGCUGCUCGCGAGCUUGCACCACCUGGUCCAGCUUGUGGGUCUGCGCCUGAGCUCGUGCGCCGAGCACACCCCGGACGCGGCCCCCUCUGCGGCCCUCACCCACCCUUUUGCUACUGGCCGCUCCGCUCGCCCCAAGCCGUCCUCGGCUGCCGCGUGGGAGAACGAGCUCGCCGGUGAGCUCCAGCUGUGCCACGACGUCAUGGACAAGGUCCGCGGCAUGGAGACCAAGCUCGACUACCAGGUCAAGAAGCUCGUCGGCCUCGCCGAGGCUGCUGGCAAGGCCAAGGCCGCCGCCGCCGACCUUGAGGAGGACCCCCUUUCCUUCCGCCCCAACGCCAGCGCCAUGGUCGACGCUGCGCGCGCCGAUGCCACCCAGUCGUCCAAGGAGGACGGCAAGGAGAAGAGCGGCGUCUACCGCCCGCCCCGUGUCGCUGCCAUGCGCUACGACGAGCCCGACACCGCCACCCAGAAGCGCAAGGACCGCCGUGCGCCCGCCCUUCUCUCCGAGUUUGCCCAGGGUCUCGACGGCGCUCCCGGUCUCCAGACGACGUCGGGUCUGUCGACGCGCCCCGUCGUCUUGGGCGCGCACACCAACAGCGUGUCGGCCAAGCGCGCUGCCGAGCUCAAGCGCAUUGCCGAGUUCGAAGAGGACAACAUGACGCGUCUCGUCACCACCAAGCGCGAGAUGAAGCGCCGUCGCGACGACGAAGAGGCCCUCGCCUUGGGCUUUGGUGUCGGCGGCCGCGGCCGUACGCGCCGCCAGAACGGCCUCGAGGCCGAGCUGGAAGGUGUCCUCGGCGAGCGCGGGUCCCGCGGACUGUGGGACGGCGUCAACUCCAAGCUCGCCAAGCGCGACGACAUUACCGACCGCGGCAAGCGCGCGACGGUGGACGCGGGCGAGCGCAAGGCCGGCCCCAAAAAGGCCCGCUUCGAAAAGGACAUUGCAAAGAAGCGCCGUGCGAUCGGUCUCCCUGCAAAGUCCAAGUAG